UACAAACGGCACCCUUUAGAUGUGAAAUAGUUCUCAAAGGUUUUCAGGAGCGUAUCGUCGAUAUUUACGCUAUAAUCCAGCCCCAAUGUUAACCGUAGGGCUCGAUAGACUGUAAUUAAGAGGGGAACCUAUAUAUGGCGCUAAUCCUGCUCAACUGCUUUUGACCUAGCAGGCCCUACCCUCUUCUCUGAAGCUUGGGGAUUUGCGGUCUAAGCUCUGACAAGAUUAGGGUUUCGAAUAUUUAUUACUCAGAAAUCAGGAAGCUGAUAUUCAGUUCCAGUAAUGGCGAUGCAGGCUGGAAUGGGGCUUUCCAGGAUCAUCAUACUCGUUGGAGCAGGGUUCACUGGCACAGUACUGUUGAGAAAUGGAAAAUUAUCAGAUGUAUUGGCGGAUCUUCAGGCAUUGGUUAAGGGAUUAGAGAAAUCUGGGGAGAAGAAUGCUGAUGCCGACCACUCCGAUGCUCUUGCUUCUCAGGUCCGCCGUCUAGCGCUGGAGGUUCGACACUUGGCCACAGCACGCCCUAUUACAGUUCUCAAUGGAAAUUCAAGCCAAGGGACCAUUGCAACACUUGUGAUGCCAGCUGCUGCUUUAGGGGCCUUGGGUUAUUGCUACAUGUGGUGGAAAGGGAUUUCCUUCUCUGAUAUGAUGUAUGUGACCAAGCGUAACAUGUCAAAUGCUGUAGCAAACAUGACAAAGCAUCUCGAACAAGUCUCUUCAGCUCUCGCUGCCGCAAAGAAGCAAUUGGCACAGCGAAUUGAGGGCUUGAAUAACAAGCUGGAUAGUCAGAAAAAAAUGACAGAAUCAAUACAAAAUGAGGUUGCUGGGAUCAGCAAUGAUCUUAAAUUAAUUGGUUUUGACUUAGAUGCUCUGCAGAGAAUGGUUUCUGGUCUGGAUGGGAAGAUUUGUUCCUUGGAGGACAAACAGGACUAUGCAAAUGCUGGAGUGUUGUACUUGUGCCAGUUUGUUGGAGGAGCAAAAGAUCCUGAAAUGGCCAAAUUUUUCCAGGGCCUACCUAAACCUGCAAACAGGCGCCCUUUGGAACUUCCAAAGAGUGAGACCGUGAAGGGUCUACAAGGUAUUGCAGAUAUUGAGUCUGGGAACAUCGACAUAUCCAAGACAAAUGCAGUCCACGAAAACAACUUCGAUAGCUUGGACAAGAACCCUAGAUGCCUCAACAGGACUGCUUCUAUGACUGCUUCCAUCAAGUACUUGUGAUUGAUGCCAGUUUCUCUUUAGAGAGAGAAAUUUGUAUUCCUAAUGUGAAGAAUAUUGGAGUUUAUUUGUUUUUUGACCUGGGUUGGAAGGCUCAUGUAUAGAAUUUGCCAGUAUAUAGCAGCCCUAGAAGGCUGGAUACAGGCAAAAAUAAAUCCAUGGAAGCAAUUUUAUGUUAGCUUUUCAUGAUCGAUUGAUCAAACGUAUAUGAAGGAAGAAAUGUAUGUGUGAUGAGAAUUCAUGGUUUU
Molecule: messenger RNA, 1460 nt
Organism: Amborella trichopoda
Lineage: Eukaryota; Viridiplantae; Streptophyta; Magnoliopsida; Amborellales; Amborellaceae
Product: GRIP/coiled-coil protein, putative (DUF1664)
Source: RefSeq, a predicted model, not a curated record